CGGAGCCGUGCGCGUCGUCUAGUGGGCGGAUUGACGACUGUAGGUGCGGCGAGGAGAAUGAGCAGCUAUUCGUGGACAGUUGAGGGAGAAAAUUUCUGAUAUAGCCGCUCAAAACAUCAGCUCGUCAACGAAGGAGACAAGUCAUACGAACCAGAGAACGGUUUACGACAGCUAAGUAUCGGUCUGCGUUAAUUUAGGACGACGAAUUUGACAGAAUCGCAGUUGUAAUUUGUGUUUACAUAACCAGCUUUUCCCGGUGUUCGCGGCGGGGAGCAGCCGGUCUUGCCACGGUGUCUUGUGGUCGUUAGAAACACCAGCUGCCUCAAAUUCAAACCAGUUUAUUAAUCUGCUAUUCAACAUUGCUUAAAUUACGCGUUUAAAGUGCAUAUCCGGUGAAUCGUUGUGUAUUUUUACGCGCAUCAUUUCAGCAUUCAGAAAAACAAGUUAUACAACAAGCCCGGCUAUCGCCCGUCAGCGAACCAGGUCCUAAAGCCCGCCGGGUUGCCUGUCACAUUGCCGGAGAGCGCGCGCUGUCUCGUGCUGCCCAAAUGGUUCAGCAGCCAACGGUUUCUAAAUUCUUCGACAUAAUGGAAAAGGUGCUUUUAGAGCAAGGUUGAAUUGAAAAGUUGGACUGUGAAAUCAAAGGGUUGUAUGCUCCAACAGCAUACAUACACUCGCUAUACAUUUGGAUUCCCAAGUGGCCUUGUUGUCCCCGUUUUUUCUUCCUUGGAUAUAUAUAUAUAUUAAAAACUGUCAGUGAGUCGGAAUAAGAGCGGAGCGAGCACACACACAAAAAGACUUUAUAUCAUUCAAAAGGACUCGUCCAGUUGAGUAAUGGUCAUUAAUACGAUCCACUGGUUCAGGAAGGGCUUGCGGCUCCACGACAACCCGUCGCUCAAGGAAUCUCUGCUGGGAGCGGAUACAGUCCGCUGCGUCUACAUCCUCGACCCCUGGUUCGCGGGAUCUUCCAACGUUGGGAUCAACAGGUGGAGGUUCUUACUGCAGAGUCUUGAGGACUUGGACUCCAGCCUCCGUAAGCUCAACUCUCGCCUGUUUGUGAUUCGAGGCCAACCCACUGAUGUCUUUCCCAGACUUUUCAAGGAAUGGAAGAUUUCUCGUCUGUCUUAUGAGUAUGACUCUGAGCCCUUUGGGAAAGAACGAGAUGCAGCUAUUAAGAAACUGGCCUCUGAGGCUGGAGUGGAGGUGACAGUUCGCAUUUCCCACACACUCUAUGACCUGGACAAGAUCAUAGAGUUAAAUGGGGGUCAGUCCCCACUUACCUACAAGCGGUUUCAAACCCUCAUCAGCCGCAUGGACGCAGUGGAAGUCCCUGCAGAGUCCAUCACAGCUGAUAUCAUGGGGAAAUGCACUACGCCGCUGUCCGAAGACCAUGACGACAAGUUUGGGGUCCCCUCCCUGGAGGAGCUGGGGUUUGAUACUGAAGGCUUGUCCUCAGCUGUGUGGCCAGGGGGAGAGACUGAAGCCCUCACACGACUAGAGAGGCAUUUGGAGAGGAAGGCUUGGGUAGCCAACUUUGAACGUCCCAGAAUGAACGCCAAUUCGCUUCUCGCCAGCCCCACAGGACUCAGCCCAUACCUGCGCUUCGGCUGCCUCUCCUGUCGUCUCUUCUACUUCAAACUCACCGACCUCUACAGGAAGGUGAAGAAGAACAGCUCCCCUCCCCUCUCACUCUAUGGUCAGCUUCUGUGGCGCGAGUUCUUCUACACGGCAGCCACCAACAACCCCUGCUUUGACAAGAUGGAGAGUAACCCCAUCUGCGUUCAGAUCCCCUGGGAUCGCAACCCGGAGGCGUUGGCCAAGUGGGCAGAAGGCCGGACUGGCUUUCCCUGGAUUGACGCCAUCAUGACCCAGCUGAGGCAGGAAGGCUGGAUCCACCACCUGGCAAGGCACGCUGUGGCCUGUUUCCUGACCAGAGGAGACCUGUGGAUCAGCUGGGAGGAGGGCAUGAAGGUGUUUGAGGAGCUGCUCCUGGAUGCGGACUGGAGUGUCAACGCAGGCAGCUGGAUGUGGCUCUCCUGCAGCUCUUUCUUCCAGCAGUUCUUCCACUGCUACUGCCCUGUGGGUUUCGGCCGACGUACAGACCCCAACGGAGAUUACAUACGGCGCUACCUGCCCAUUCUGAGGGGAUUUCCAGCAAAGUAUAUUUAUGAUCCCUGGAACGCUCCGGAGAGUGUGCAGAAGGGAGCCAAAUGUAUUAUCGGAGUCCAUUACCCCAAACCCAUGGUGCACCAUGCAGAGGCCAGUCGUCUCAACAUUGAGAGAAUGAAGCAGAUCUAUCAGCAGCUCUCCUGCUACAGGGGCCUCGGCCUUUUGGCUACAGUUCCGUCCAACGCCAACGGUAAUGGCAACAACGACGCGUCCUCAGAUGUGAUGGGAUUCUCUGUCGAAGCUUCACAUGACGCCGCAACUCCUUCUGGCUAUCAGAUGCAGGUUCACUCCCAGGGAGACUGGCAAAGCGGUGUCAUGAUGUACCUGCAGGGCGAUUCACAAACCAGCAUCGGCACACACCAGCAGGUUCCAGGUUAUGCAGGCACCAGUACCAAUAUGAUGUGUUACACACAAGGGACCCAACAGAUUCCUGCAAUUCAAAAAGGGCCUGAGCACCACACGACCACACACACAAGUGUCAAACGGCACAGCGAGGACUCUGGAAAUGGCAAAGGCUCUAAAGUCCAGAGACAGAGCAGCCGCUAGACAGGUGUCUCACUGACCAUCACAUUGUGUACAAAGACAAGAUAAAAAGGACGCUAGGACUUACGUUUUUGUCACAGCACUACACUGUUAAAUGAACACACCUUCAAGAGGAGCAUAUGAACCCAUCAUUAAACACAUUCACAUGUUUCUCAAGUAAUUGGACUGUAAAUUAUCAUUUGGACUGCACAGCUCGGCCAGUGCUGACAUCCUGG
Thunnus maccoyii (southern bluefin tuna) is the source of this 2927-nucleotide messenger RNA. Its product is annotated as cryptochrome-1-like. The transcript has 14 exons. Gene Ontology annotation, biological process: circadian regulation of gene expression; negative regulation of DNA-templated transcription; entrainment of circadian clock by photoperiod. The record is from RefSeq and is a predicted model, not a curated record. Gene Ontology annotation, molecular function: DNA binding; FAD binding. Lineage: Eukaryota; Metazoa; Chordata; Actinopteri; Scombriformes; Scombridae. Bases 835 to 2715 code for a protein of 626 amino acids. Gene Ontology annotation, cellular component: cytoplasm; nucleus.